Messenger RNA from Ceratitis capitata (Mediterranean fruit fly), 6792 nucleotides. RefSeq names its product CLIP-associating protein (gene chb). The transcript has 3 exons. The record is from RefSeq and is a predicted model, not a curated record. Gene Ontology annotation, molecular function: microtubule binding. NCBI's taxonomy places the organism in Eukaryota, Metazoa, Arthropoda, Insecta, Diptera, Tephritidae. Gene Ontology annotation, cellular component: spindle microtubule; mitotic spindle; cytoplasmic microtubule. Gene Ontology annotation, biological process: mitotic spindle assembly. The coding region runs from base 928 to 5406 and encodes 1492 amino acids.
UUUAAAACUAAAAAUAAGACGCAAACAAGUAAAAAAUAUGUGAAAAAGUUAAGAAAACUGUUCAACAUUUGGAAAAUUUUCAUGAAUAUCUAAUUUGAAUAUAAAAAGUGGUACAUGAAAACAAAACUGUAUACCGUCACAGGAGAAAUUCGUGCAAAGGUGAAGCUGCCGCAACUGCGUCACUCACUGGAAAUCGCAAGCAGAGCGAAAACGAGAAACCCAAGGAACGCGAAUUGAGUGAUAGAACAAAAACGGAUGAACAAAUUUUGUGUAAAAGUGCGUGUUGUUUUUGUUUGUGAGCAGUUGUAAACUACCGUAAAACAUAAUUGUUGAAACGAUUAUUAAAAAAUUGAAAACCUACAUGUAUAAAAUUUAAUAGAAAUAUAAAGUUUAUUAAACGUGAUUAGCGGAAUAAAAGGCACAGGUAGAAUCAAAAAAGAGCAGCAAAAACGUAAAGCAACGUAGCGUUUAAAAAGAAGGAGAAAAAGACAUUGGAAUUUGAUAAAUUGAAAAAAUUACAGGCAUUCCUUACAAAGAAGCAGAAGCUGACGAAUUAACAAAAGUAUCAAACAAGGAGAGAGUGAACGCCCUGCACGAUCCUGACUGCAGGAAAGCUGUAAAUCGGUGGCCCUGCUGGAAAAUCAAUUUUACCUACUGCACGUUAAUAGCAAAGGAACAUAAUUUGGUUGUAGAAAAAACUGCAUUAGCAACCACCUAAAUCCAAUCUUUCAACUACUGUCAUUGAUGCAGUCGAAGCAGCUGCUGCUGUUGCUUUAUUAUCAAUAGUAACCCUAGAAACAGAUUUUUAUCUUGUUUCAGGCUCGCGCAGAUAAAUAUUCCACUUAGCGGCACUUUGCCGCGGCCGCGAACUAGGUACACAUUUAUUGAUUUCAGAUCCAAAAUUCGACACUCCGAAAGUUCGGAAAAAUGGCGUACCGUAAACCGAAUGAUUUGGAUGGCUUCAUUCAAAUGAUGCCCAAAGCGGAUAUGAGAGUUAAGGCUCUGCUCGCUGAAGAUUUGGUCACAUUCCUGAGCGAUGAGACAAAUUCAAUUGUCUGCAUGGAUAUGGGUAUGCUGGUCGAUGGCCUUAUGCCUUGGUUGACCGGCAGCCAUUUCAAAAUAGCGCAAAAGUCAUUGGAAGCAUUUUCUGAGCUAAUAAAACGACUUGGACCUGAUUUUAAUGCAUACAGUGCCACAGUCCUACCGCAUGUAAUUGACCGUUUGGGCGAUAGCAAAGAUACAGUCCGUGAAAAAGCCCAGUUAUUAUUGCAAAUAGUGAUGGAGUACAAAGUGUUAACGCCACAAGCCACUAUCGACAAACUGGCCGCCUCUUGCUUUAAACACAAGAAUUCUAAAGUGCGUGAAGAAUUUUUGCAAACCAUCGUUAACACAUUGAACGAAUAUGGUACAUCCCAACUGAGUGUACGAACUUAUAUACAGCCGAUUAGCUCUUUGCUAGGCGAUCCUACAGCAACAGUGCGCGAUGCGGCCAUACAGACUCUUGUGGAAAUAUAUAAACACGUGGGCGAUCGUCUGCGUGCUGAUCUGCGAAAGAAAGAUGAGGUGCCAGCCUCGAAAUUAGCUAUACUUGAGCAAAAGUUUGAUCAAAUAAAAGCUGAGGGUCUGUUAUUGAAAUCCGCUUUGCUAACAACAGCAUCAGCAAAUAAUGGCCAUGAUGAGGCAGAUAACAUCAGCGUACGAGAUCGUCCGACAAAGAUUGUUAAGCGUACAGUGUCUGCAUCAAUGCGAGGUAAGCCAAACGGCUCAGAAUCCAGUGCAGGCGGUGAUGCUGGCGCCGUCACCAUGGAUAUAUUCGAAUCUUCCUUUGAAGUUGUGCCACAAUUAACUAUUUUUCACCCAAAAGACAUGGAUGACAUUUAUAGAAAUAUAAUCGUUGUGAUUAGCGAUAAGAAUGCCGAUUGGGAGAAACGCAUCGAUUCGUUGAAGAAAGUGCGUUCGUUAUUAAUGUUAAAUGUACAAUCACAGCCGCAAUUUGUUGCGCAGCUGAAAGAUCUUUCUAUUCCAUUCCUUGAUAUACUCAAGGAAGAGUUACGCUCCCAAGUAAUACGUGAGGCAUGUAUUACAAUAGCCUACAUGUCGAAGACGCUGCGCAAUAAGCUCGAACCCUUCUGCUUGGCGAUCCUAGAGGCACUAAUUAAUUUAAUUCAAAAUUCUGCUAAAGUAAUUGCCUCUUCGUCGACAAUCGCCCUAAAAUAUAUCAUCAAGUAUUCCCAUUCUCCGAAAAUGGUUAAGCUCAUAACUGAAACAUUGCAGCAGUCGAAGUCGAAGGAUAUACGCGGCGCUCUGUGUGAAAUGCUUUGUUUGAUGUUCGAUGAGUGGCCAACAAAAGCUCUGGAGCGCUGUGCUCAGCAACUUCGCGAUGUGCUCAAACGGUCUAUCGGAGAUGCAGAUAAUGAGGCACGCCGCCAUUCGCGUCGCGCCUAUUGGAAGUUUCGUCGACACUUUCCUGACCUUGCUGACCAAAUCUACACGACACUUGACAUUGCGUCACAGCGUGCAUUGGAACGCGAACGAGACGGCGGUAAUGUGCUGAUUGAAGCUGAACGCCGUUCUGCUGUAGCAACUACACGAUUCCAGCGUUCACCAGGCUCGCUGCAAAAGCCCGCUGCCGGAAUGCGUAGCGUGUCCGCUGUUGAUACCGCAGCUGCCCAGCGUGCCAAAGCACGUGCUCAGUACUCUUUUUAUCCGCGUAAAAAAUUAAGUGCGGUUAAUAAUGCAAGCUCGACCGGUAAUAGUACCGGCUCAACAGGCACGGCCGCCACUGGCUCUUUACCGCGACCACGGUAUAUGGGUGGGACAAGCACCGCUGGUGCUCCAGGCUCGCAAUCGUCAGUUGGCGUAACGCCUCGUACUCGCGGCAGAGCUGGUGUAUCGCAGUCACAACCUGGUUCUCGUUCCACCUCACCUAGCUCCAAGUUGCGAGAACAAUACGGAUAUAGACCAAUAACUGGUACCAUACCAAAAAAGGCGUCGGGCAUACCACGCUCAUUGACCAGCUCGCGCGAAACGAGUCCCACUCGCGUUGCCAUGAAACGAAGUAUAUAUUCUACGAAUAAUGCGACAGGUUCGGCACGUCGCACACCUGAGCGUAGCAAUUCGCGUUCAUUAGCUGCAGCACGCAUUUUGCAACAGAGCCGCGAGGCGGAGAACGCAUUAGCCGAUGCACUUUCACCUGAAGCGGAGCGCGUUAUUGACUAUGGCGAGUAUUCUCGUGGUUAUACCGCUGGUUUGCGAAUGGGUCGAAAGUUGUUGUCGCGCGACGAGUCCGACGACUCCGAGGCAUCGUCGGUGUGUUCGGAGCGGUCGUUUGAUUCGUCAAUGACGCGUGGCAACAAUUCGAAUUAUUCGCUCUCAGGCUCGCGAAAUCGACUAGACUGGAGUUGUACUCGCGCACCGUUCGACGACAUCGACACAAUUAUACAGUACUGCGCUUCUACACAUUGGUCUGAUCGUAAGGAUGGUGUUAUUAGUUUAACUCAGUACCUAGCCGACGGCAAUCAGCUAACACCACAGCAAUUACAAGCUGUUUUGGACAUGUUCCGAAAAUUAUUCAUGGAUCCACAUACUAAAGUGUAUUCACUGUUUCUCGAUGCAGUGACCGAGUUGAUACUUACUCAUGCCAGCGAACUGCAGGAUUGGCUCUUCGUUCUACUAACGCGUCUCUUUAAUAAACUCGGCACCGAGUUACUCAACUCUAUGCACAUUAAAAUCGGCAAGACAUUACAAGUAGUGCACGAAUAUUUCUCUACCGACCAGCAGCUGAGGGACGUCUUCCGCAUACUCGCCGACACGGCACAAACUCCAUGCACCAAAACCAAAAUAGCCAUACUAAAAUUCCUCACAGACUUGGCCACCAGUUACUGUAAGUCCACCGACUUUCCCUCCGAUGACGGACCGUUGGCGGUUGAUAAGGCUGUGCUGAAGAUUGUACAACAAGCUGGUGAUCCCAAAAGCAAGGAUCUACGUGAUCAAGCGCGUAAAUGUCUCAUAGCGCUAUACAACCGCAGCACACCACAGAUGACUAAAUUAUUAUCCAGCCUACCCAAGGGCUAUCAGGAUACUGCUAAGGCCAUUAUACAGUCGCACUUACGACGCAACAGCACUUCCGGCACAAAUUCACCAUCAUCACCACAUUCAAGUGCCAGUCCCAAACCGCUGCAGAGUCCAUCGCUCGGACCAUUCUCAUCACUACAGCCUCAAUACAGCACUACUAGUCCACGUUCGCGACAGUCGUCUGUCGACCAUGAACUCUACUCGGAGGCAGAUGUACAGCAUAAUAUACAUAAAACAUCGGAGGAAAUACGAAAUUGCUUCGGUGUUGGUGUAGGCCUCGAGACGACUACGAACAAUACGCGUCAGUAUCAUUCGCUCUCCAAUGCCAAUGGCUACAAUGGCUACCUGCACGAUCAGCAAGACUCGUGUGCUUCUUCCAAUUCCAAGACACAAUCGGCCACGACAACCGAAUCAAAUACACCCGAAAGUACCACAAUGCGUUUAGAUGCCAACUUGUUGGAGCAACAUCAACGCAUGACUACAAAUGUACUAACUACAGCAACACCAAAUGCCAACACAGCAGUUGUAGGCGGCACAACACACCACAACACACGCUGUAAUUACACCAUCGCGUCUAACGGUGAACUUGUGCUCGAAAAUGGCUUAAACGAAAGUGAGAUUAUACGUGUCUCAUGCGCACUGAAGCCCGAAAUGCCGGUGGAGCAGCUGCAACAGGCACUCGCUAAUUUGGAGAUCUGCAUUAAAGGUGGCAACUGCGAGCUGCCAAACAAGAAUUUCCGUGCAAUCAUGAAAAUGUUGCUCGGUCUGUUGGACUCGCAAGCUGCAGAUGUGAUGAUAGCCGUGAUAAGUGUGCUCGGUAAAAUAGUGCGCAGCACCAAAAUGAAAGACACUUGGAUCAACUUCUUAGAGCUGAUUUUGUUGCGCAUAAUAAACUGUUAUCAGCACAGCAAGGAGACGGCGCGUGAAAUCGAUUUGAUCAUACCACGCAUAGUAUCCUCAUUGCCAUUAAACGCAACCAUUAAUAUUGUAAAUCCUGUUAUCGCAACCAGUUCUUAUCCGCUUAACUUGUGCGCUGUCAAGUUGCUCACAGAGCUGGCAGAUCGUCAUGGCGCCGAGUUGACCGAAUUACAUUUGGACAGCGUAUUUCCAAAUCUGGCACGUCUCACUGACGACAGCGAGUCGAUGGUACGCAAGGCUGCCGUUUUCUGCAUCGUUAAACUCUACAUAGUGAUGGGUGAGGAGAAGGUGAAACCGAAAUUGUCGGUAUUGAAUCCAAGCAAAGUGCGCCUACUCAACGUCUAUAUUGAUAAGCAGCGCGGCAGCAGUGGUGGUGGCAGUUCAACGAAAAACUCAUCAGCUUCAUCAUCAUGAUUGCGUCGCUCAUAGAUGUCGGCAUGUGAGGAUGUGAAUGCAGAUGCAGAUCAACGGCUAAUGCAACAACAAAGAUAUUAGCAGCAAUUGAAAUGAAAAGGCAGUGGUGACCUCACAACACCUUGUGACGGUUGUUAUUGAUGAUGAUUAGCCGUUGACUGUAGGUGGUGUGUAUGUGUUGUAUGUGUAUUAGUUUGAAAAAAAAGAAAGAAAAUAAAUAAACAAAAAACAUUUCUUAUUAUCUAGGUAAACGCAUUAAAUGCAAAUUAUAAUACAAAAAAACAGCUUGCGUCAGCAUCAAAGUGGAAUUGGGUGGAGUGUGGUAUGUGGAAAUAUGAAAAAAGUGUCAUUACUUGGAAAUUAUGAAUACGUAAAGUAUUUUUGGCACUUUUAACAUUUGCGAUUUACAGUAAUCGUUCAUGCAGCUGUAUUUUUUUUAAUCUCAUUUGCGAAACAGUUGAAAAGUUUCAACGGUUUUAAGGUAAAAGUCUAACAACACGCUUCUACGUGUUUUUGAAAGUUAUUAAGGACAUUGUGUACAUAAUUUGGUAUCAAAUAAUUGCAAUAUACUGUUAUUUGUUCCUGUUCCACCAGUUGCCUAAUAAAAGCUAUUGUCAUACAUAUUUAUGCAUUUAUUUUAUUCGCACACUAUUCAAUUCCACUUUGGUUUUUUCUUAAGUGUAACGGUUUAUGUAACAAACUACUGCUUAAUGAGUUCGCAUUAGGUAUCUAAAUAUGUAUUUGCCCCCUUUGCUCAAACAAAAAAAAACAAAAAACAAAAAACAAGAAAAAAUAAUGAACAUAAAUGUAAAUUUACAGACACCGUUUAAUUAAUUAAUAACUAAUUGUAAUUUGUUAGUUAUAAUUACCAUUAAUUAAACCGAAUGGUAAAACAAAAUACAAAUUGUAACUAAUUUCUCGCACAUUCUUAAUUCUAAAAACAUUUUUAAUUUACACCAGUAACCUCAGCACUCAAAUAUUGUAGUUCACUUCCAAUUUGUAUGCAGAACAGUGCUUUGUUUUAUUUGUUUAAAUAAAUUUUACAACUCCUAUAUAAGUAUACAUACAUAUUACACAUACGAGUAUAUGACUUUUUUACACAAACUCAUAUCGGAUGAUUUCACUAUUUUUAAUCUGUGUCCAUUCUAAAGUUUUCAUUUUAUGUAUGUGUGUUUUCGUACUAAUUUCUUUUUGUAUAUUUUGCGCGUACUUGUCUCCAGUUUUGUAAACAAUAUAUUUUAAUUACUUGUCUUUCAUGUAAUUACCAACUACAUACAUAUACGUAAGCCUAUAAUGAUUUGCUCCAGAAACGAUACGAAAUUUUACGCAGAACGAAAACAUUAAUGUCAAAUACAUAAGAAAGUUUAAAUAAAUUACAAGAACUAC